Mesoplodon densirostris (Blainville's beaked whale) is the source of this 294-nucleotide messenger RNA. Its product is annotated as C-C motif chemokine 8-like. The record is from RefSeq and is a predicted model, not a curated record. NCBI's taxonomy places the organism in Eukaryota, Metazoa, Chordata, Mammalia, Artiodactyla, Ziphiidae. The transcript has 3 exons. Gene Ontology annotation, molecular function: chemokine activity; CCR chemokine receptor binding. The coding region runs from base 1 to 294 and encodes 97 amino acids. Gene Ontology annotation, biological process: positive regulation of GTPase activity; lymphocyte chemotaxis; G protein-coupled receptor signaling pathway. Gene Ontology annotation, cellular component: extracellular region.
AUGAAGGUUUCUGCAGCCCUCCUGUGUCUGCUGCUCACAGCAGCUGCCUUCAGCACCCAGGUGCUCGCUCAGCCAGUUUACAUCCCAAUCACUUGCUGCUUUACUGUGAUCAGUAGGAAGAUCCCCUUCAAGAAUCUGGACAGCUACACAAGAAUCACCAACAGCCGGUGUCCCCAGGAAGCUGUGAUCUUCAAGACCAAAGCGGACAAGGCGGUCUGUGCUGACCCCAAGCAGAAGUGGGUCCAGGAUUCCAUAAAGCUCCUGGAUCAAAAGUCCCAAGCCCUGAAGGCUUGA